GCGCUCGCAUUUUUCAUUCGCCGCUCGUCGCUUCGACAUCUCGCAGCCGCGAUUUCUGAAGACGAAAAUGCCGUCGCACAAAACCUUCCGUAUCAAGAAGAAGCUCGCGAAGAAGAUGAGGCAGAACAGGCCCAUCCCUCAUUGGAUCCGUUUGCGCACCGAUAACACCAUCAGGUACAACGCGAAGCGCAGGCACUGGCGCCGAACCAAGCUUGGCUUCUGAGGUCCCUGCUCGCAGAAUCUGCGCCUUUCUCAUUUGGCAUGUUCUUAUUUAAUGAAGAAUUUUGAUAUUUUUCUUUUUUAAACAACUUAUGCUUCGUAUUCUCCCAGAACCAAGUUGUAAGAACUCAUACGAGUUCAUUUUCUAUUAGCUUUCGUUAAUUAAUUAGAGUGAUUUUCAGUUGGAUUAUUUGCUUUGAUCUUUUAUGGAGCUACCUUUUAGAUGAUAA
Morus notabilis is the source of this 449-nucleotide messenger RNA. RefSeq names its product 60S ribosomal protein L39. Gene Ontology annotation, cellular component: ribosome; cytosolic large ribosomal subunit. Bases 68 to 223 code for a protein of 51 amino acids. Gene Ontology annotation, molecular function: structural constituent of ribosome. Gene Ontology annotation, biological process: translation. NCBI's taxonomy places the organism in Eukaryota, Viridiplantae, Streptophyta, Magnoliopsida, Rosales, Moraceae. The transcript is spliced from 3 exons. The record is from RefSeq and is a predicted model, not a curated record.